Molecule: messenger RNA, 2139 nt
Organism: Peronospora farinosa
Lineage: Eukaryota; Oomycota; Peronosporomycetes; Peronosporales; Peronosporaceae
Source: the annotation of a GenBank genome assembly
AUGUCGGAAGUCUCUUCGAGUCCCACGGACGGUCUCUUAGCGUCUUCUCACGGUCUUUCCGACCUCCUCAACAACGCGCAACAUCAUCUACAGCAUCUGACAAUCUCAUGUGACCAAAUUUCGACUCCAAGCGCCUCUUUCAGCGCUCAAACGGACCCAAAAACGAACCUCAGAGCUCUCCAGCUACAGGUCGCACACCUUCAGACGCAAUUAUUGGCGUCUGUAACGCGUCGUGAGGACAAAGACGUGACGUUUCGACAAGCUGCACAAUAUGCAACAGCUAAAGGCUCAGCCAAUGGGGUUUUACACGCGUUAUUUGAUCAAGCGAGUGCUGGGAAGACGGCGAUUCUCAAGACUUUUGUAGACACGGGGUCGAUACCUACACGAGAUGGAUUACGACACUGGAAACUUGAUCUUUGUACCAUUCGUAAUGAAAUGGGAGCGACGCUGCUUCAUGUGGCAGUCGGAGUAUCGACGGCAAGGCAGAAGGUGAAGGUGAAGCUCGUGCAUUUACUCGUGGACAGUGUGGGAUUUGAUCCAAACGUUCGCAAUGUGUUUGGACAAACGCCGUUACAUGUUGCAGCAAUGGGAGGAUACGCAGAGGUAGUUCAAGCGUUAUUGGAUCGAGGUGGAAACCCCAUAGCUCAAGACAGAUCAGGUCUUACGGCCUUGUCGCUCGUUCGGACGCUGUCGAGACCACCGGAGGAGGUUGUUCAGAUAUUGGUGGAUGCUGAAAGCGCGGCAAUGCGGAGUAGUAGCUCCAGAUCGGAAUCGAUCCCGCUGUCUAAAGCACUUGCGUCAGCUCUAUUUCUUAGAGGGUUGUCUCAGUUCACUUUGCCACACCACUCAAGUGCAUUUUGUCAGCAGACUGCGACACUCGUAAAUGUUUUGCUAGAAGGUAGACAAGAAGGCAACGUGACUUUCGAUAAGCUUCUCCGAGAGUACGUCCCAAUGCUUUUCGAUGUCGUGCCUACUUGUCAAGUUGUUCGUCUCGACACAAUUUUUGCAAACAGUCUUUACUCGGAUUCAGACUUUAUUGAUGAGUUGAGACUCGAGGCAGAUAGUUAUGAGCUGUCACUCGUGCUACCAACUUUAACUUCUGCCGCGCUUGCUGGUCCGACGUGGAUGGGUGUGCUGUUGAAGCUAGUCCAACGUUUCAAAGUGGAGAUGGCCGAACCUGCUUUAACCGAUUUUCAGGUGACCAACGCUUCGGUAGGCCCAACAGUUCCAUGCGUGCCAAACGACAAAGAUGUGGUAAUGAAGGUAGCUAGUGACAACGAGAUGAUAGCUUCGCCGCUACGCAGAUUGUCGAUGUCGUCUUCGUCCACGUCACGUUCGGUAGAUGCUCGCUCCACAUUGUACUACGCUGAUCAGGCUACAAGUAUUGCUAAGACUCGUGAAGUUUGGUACUACGCAGUGUUGUUCAAGGCCUCAACGUACUCUUUUCCAGGAACACUAUCGGUAACACCCGAAAGCGACGUUGCAGUCUCAUCAGAGGAUGUGUCCAAGUAUUUUCCGCUCGAGGACCAUCUUUUGAUCGGCUCGGCAGAAUAUUUUGCGACCGAAUACGACCCGCAGACACGUGAAAUCCGGUUGGAUCGUAACUACGAUGGAAAAGAAGCUGCCACCGUGAAGGCAUAUCUCACAGGAGCGUGUUCAUCUCAGUUACCUCCCUAUAUUGCACUCAAAAGGAUAUGGGAGCGCCAGCCAGGUAACAAGUACGAAGACCAAAUGAGCAGCGAACAGGAGCUCUUUCAAGACUACCAGUUGUUGGAUCCAGAAAAUGAGUACGAGGUAGCAAUGAAACUUGGGCCCAUACCGAGUGUAAAGGAUGCGAAAGACUUUGUUGCUGAGUGGAAGCGGGCUGCUAAGCAGAUUUACGAUGCUCGAGAAUGCAAGUCUGAUUUGGCGUGCUGUAAGCAUUAUUGUCCACAGCGUUAUGGCCAUUCCUUGUGCUUGGGAACUGUAGCUGUAAUUGGACAAGGUCUGGCCAAACGCCGUCUCGGACGCCCAACUUUUGCCAAGCCUCUAAAACCUCGUGCUUCCCUUCAGCGCCUUCGGAAUCGUUUUAAAGGGACGGAAGAGUGGCCAGGGUCAGUGACAAAGGUUACACCAAUGAAGUUGACAAGUCCACCGUAA